Yamadazyma jaroonii is the source of this 2007-nucleotide messenger RNA. Lineage: Eukaryota; Fungi; Ascomycota; Pichiomycetes; Serinales; Debaryomycetaceae. The record is from the annotation of a GenBank genome assembly.
AUGAAUGUUACUGAUAGAGGUUAUUAUACUACCACAUAUCUAGAUAAUGUCAAUAAUAGGAGGAAACCGAGGCUGAAAAACACAUCAUCUCAAGCUACACCUUUAGCACCCCCACCUAAUAUCAUAAGUCCUCCCAGUAAAUUCCCAUCCCAGCUGGUAGAUCAAGUAUCAGCAUUUAAAUUUUUUGGUCCUGAAUCUCCAACUUCGACACAAUUCUCCCCCCUGUCGGGAUAUUCUGAUGAUAAUGAUAAGAUUGUAUAUGAUCCAGAUGAAUUACAGGAAGGUAUUACUCCAGCACAAUUGAAUCUUCUUCAAAAAGUUCAAAGGAGGAAACGAAGAGAGACUUAUGAUUCCUAUCAUUCAAGAAAUAUGAGUUUCGAUGAUUACGAUUCGUAUUAUGAAGAUAAUAAUCAUGGUCCUGUAAGAAUUCCUCGUGAAUCAAGUAGAUUGAAACCUACACCAAAAUUCAAAUCAACUCCUAAAGGAUUUCAUGGUUAUUAUAUUAACCAAAAGAAACGAUAUGACGAUGCAGAAUUCUAUAAACCAACUAAUUAUACACAUAAAACAUUCCGAGAUGUAUUUCAAGAUAAAGACGAUACUUCAGGUAAAUAUAAUCCUAUAGAGAUGGUUUUCGAUGAUCCUGAGAAGAUUAAAGAACAAGAAGAAAAUCAAAAGUUAAAGAAAGCUUUUAAGACUAUUCAGAUCAAAUUAGGGAAAGAUGAUUAUGACAAUUAUGAUUAUUAUAGUGCACCUAAGAACAAUGUAGCUAACGAGAUUUUUGUUACUGGGGAAAGUGAUGAUGAUUCAGACUAUGGGCAUGUAGAUACUCCUCAAGACAUUGAUGUGUAUGAUGGAGAUAAAACGAAGAAGAAAAAGAAAUUCAAGAAAUUGUGGAAAAGUAAAACUAAGCAAAUCAAGAAAGAAUUAGGUAAAGACUAUUUCAAUAAUUUGGAGAAGCAAUGGGAACUUGAGGCAGAAGAAAAGAAAAGGAAAGAAAAGGAAAAAGAAAAGAAACAAGUAGAGGAGAUAGUGGAAUCUGAGGAUGAAGAUGAAGUUGAACAUGAACAUGGGGAUGAACAUACACCUGGUGACAAAACUGGUAAUAAACAAUUUUAUGCCGGACCAAAACCUGAAUUUCAUCCCGCUUGGAACUAUCUAUUAUCUUGGUUAGCUUACGAACAAGCUGCUGCUCCUGAACAAUCAAACGAAGAGAUAAUGGCAAAGCCUAAAAAAGAGAAACCAAAAUCUGAGAAGGCUCUUACAAUUGUUCCUGAAGUAAAGUCCAUUGUCCCAAAACAACAACAAGCCAAAUCACUGAAGCCCCCUGCAAAGAAAAACAGAAUCAAAGUCUCCACACAACAAUUAAAGAACUUCAAUAAGAAUGUUAGUAAAAUGGCUAAGAUGUGGAACUUACCUGCUUCAAAUUUGUUCAGCGCAGAACCACAAAAUUCUCCUCAAUUAUCCAGAAGAACUAUCGGUAGAGGUUCAGGACAUACCAUUGAUGAACCAUUACCUCAAUCGUUAUUUGAUUUCCCUAUGGAUGGAGAUUCACAAGAAUUUAUUGUGGAAAUAGAUUCUGAUGAAGACCUUGAAGGAGUUGACGAAGAAUUAUAUUUAAACCCCAAUACCGGUCAACUAGAACCUGUGCCCCCAACAUCUUAUUCAUCAAUGGACCCUCAAAUGACUAAAGCUAAUUUCUUACAAGUCAAUAAACCACAAACUAAAGGUAAUCUUUAUAUCGAUACGUCAAAUGGGGCUCAUUCAAUCAUAUCCAAUAUCAAUCAACUCAUAAAAUCCAUAAAGAUAAUGAAAAUUAUUUUUGCACCCAUUGAUAUAAUCUCUGAAUCAUUCCCCAACCUUCAGACUGUCGUUAUAAUGAUUGAACUUUGUAUAUUCAUGUGGUUACUUUACGAAUUAAGUCUUUUGAUAGAUGCUUUAUGUAUGAUGGUCAAAGCUGUUUGUGCCCCUAUGAUUGCAAUGGGAAGGUUCAUGAAUAGAAUUAUGUAG